UGACUCCAUGCCAGCUCUUGCAAUCUUCAAUAAUUUCAAGCUUUAGCAUCUUAAUAUCUUUAGCUCGUAGAGAUCUAUAAUUCUUACAAAGCAAUGAAAAGAUGGGUUAUUGUUGUGUUUUACAGCAUUCAUCCAUUGGUUGUGCGACACGAAACUUGGAAAUUUAAAGAAGCUUUUGAAAUACAUCAAGCUGGAUCCUUUCCAUGUAUAUCCGGAAACAGGUCUGAAGCUGAUGUUAUCAAUGAAACUGUUGAUGAGAUUCUACUCAACAUAAAUUCCAAGGGUUUAGAUGUCGCAAAGCAUCCUGUUGGGCUGGAGUCUCGAGUUAAAGAGAUAACAAUAUUGUUGAGCAGUGACACAGAAGGUGUCGUUAGGAUGGGAAUAUAUGGGAUGGUUGGAAUAGGAAAGACAACACUUGCUAAAGCUCUGUAUAAUCAACUUUUGCUAGGAAGCUACACGGGAACUAGCUUUCUGGCGAAUGUUAGGGAAAUUUCAGGGACUACAAAUGGCCUAGUAUCUUUACAACAACAACUUAUUAGCGAUGUGCUUAAAAGUAAGAAAAAAGUUAAUGUUCACCAUGUUGAUCAAGGAACUAAGUUGAUAGAAGCUAGAAUUUGUUGAAGAAAAAUUCUGGUUGUUAUUGAUGACAUAGAUGAGCAUAAACAAUUUGAAUCAUUAGUAGGACCAUUUGCUCCUGGGAGUGUAGUUAUAAUAACUACAAGGGAUGAAGAGAUACUGGAUACUAUCGAUGUGGAAACCAGAUAUCGAUACAGAGUAAAUGAGCUGGACGAUGCCGAGUCACUGGCACUAUUCACCCGACAUGCAUUUGGAAAUGAUAAACCAAACAACACAUGAAUGGCGAUGUUUGAAGAUAUUCUAUGUCAUGCUGGUGGACUUCCCUUGGCUAUUGAGGUAUAUGGCUCGUAUCUGUAUUAGCGAUCCGAGGUAGGAUGGAAAUCUUACAUUGAGAAACUGAAGCGAAUUCCUAUCAGCAGCAGUAUUCAGCAAAGACUAAUAAUUAGCUUGGAUGCCUUAGAAUUGGAUGAUCCUGCGCUGAAGAAAAUAUUUAUUGACAUUGCUUGUUUUUUCAUUGGAAAGAACAAAGAGGAGGCGAUCAAAAUAUUGGAAACUUAUUAUUCAUACGCAGAUCAUCAUAUUGAUAUUCUGAAGAAAAGAUGUUUACUAACUAUUGAUAAGAGAAAAAGGUUAGGCAUGCAUGAUUUGCUUCGGGAUAUGGGAAGAGAAAUUGCACGCAACAACUUUCCUGAUGAGCCUGGAAAACAUAGUAGAUUGUGGGUGCCUGAAGAUAUAUGCGAUGUGUUGAAGAAGCAAAAGGGAACAGAACUGAUUGAAGGUAUCAUCCCUAGCAACCAUUUCUACAAUUCACUAAAGGGAGUAUCAUGGGGUACAGAAACAUUCAAAAGGAUGAGUAGAUUAAGAUUUCUUUACCUUGAAGUUGUCAAUCUUACUGGAAGCUUUGAACAGACACUUGAAGAUUUGAGGUGGUUCUGUUGGGAUCGGUGUCCUUUAAAGUGUUUACCAUCUGAAUUUUACCCCCACAAACUUGUUAUUCUGGAGUUGCCUCAUAGCAGUAUGAGAACAAUGUGGGAGCCAAUCAAUGUUCCGUAUGUUUUUGAAAGAUUAAAGACUCUAAACAUGUCGUGUUCUCUAGAAUUAACGACAACUCCAGACUUUAAUAAAUUUCCUUAUCUCGAAACCUUAGAUCUUCAGGGAUGUAUAAGCUUGAAGGAUGUCCAUGUAUCAAUUGGAAGUUUGGCGAGACUUGUUUCACUAAAUUUGCGUGGCUGUGUGAACUUAACAAGUCUCGAAUAUAUUUGCAACUUAAGAGUUUUGCAAUAUCUUAAUGUGGGUGGUUGGAGUAGUCUGGAAGCAUUGCCUACAGAAGUGGGGAACAUUGAAUCCCUAAUAGUGCUUAAUGCAGAGAAACUAUCUGUUUUGGAAUUAACGGAUUCAGUUGGCCGUUUUAGUAAGCUUAUUGAGCUAAACUUAUGUUCUAACAAGAACCUAGAGAACUUUCCCAACACCAUUUGUAACUUGAGGGCACUGGAAGUUUUAAAUGUUAAUGGUUGCAGUAGUCUCAAAGAGAUACUGGAUACUAUCUCUAUAUAUUAGUGGUUUGUACUAGUCUCGAAGCAUUACCUGCAGCAUUAGGAAAUAAUAUAUCCCUAAAAGAGCUCAAUGCGGAGGGACUAAGUGUUCCAAAAUUACCAGAUUCAAUAAGAUGUCUUGAUAAGCUCGUUGAGCUGAUAUUAUGUCAUAAAAAGAACCUUGAAAAUCUUCCUGACACCAUCUGCGACCUGACAUCGCUGGAAAUUCUCAAUAUUUCUGGAUGUGAAAAGCUAGAGGUACUACCUGAUCACCUCUGGAAGCUUACAAGGUUGAGGGAGCUAGAUGCUAGUGGUGCUACUCGGUUAAAGAAACUUCCAGAUAUAUAAUCAAGCCAGGUUGCAUUAUCAUUAGAAAAGUUGAGUUUAUCCAGAAAUGUCAUAACUGCACUGCCCUCCGGUAUUGGCAAGCUCUCAAACCUCGAAUUUCUAUAUCUUAGAGAUUGUCGUCAUCUGUUGUCCAUUGUAGAACUUCCUCCGGCUC
This is a messenger RNA of Daucus carota subsp. sativus, 2610 nucleotides long. RefSeq names its product protein SUPPRESSOR OF npr1-1, CONSTITUTIVE 1-like. The transcript is spliced from 4 exons. Gene Ontology annotation, biological process: defense response. The record is from RefSeq and is a predicted model, not a curated record. Lineage: Eukaryota; Viridiplantae; Streptophyta; Magnoliopsida; Apiales; Apiaceae. The coding region runs from base 1213 to 2133 and encodes 306 amino acids.